Molecule: messenger RNA, 1595 nt
Organism: Zerene cesonia (dogface butterfly)
Lineage: Eukaryota; Metazoa; Arthropoda; Insecta; Lepidoptera; Pieridae
Exons: 3
Coding region: 103-981 (292 amino acids)
Source: RefSeq, a predicted model, not a curated record
AAAGCAUAGAAACUGGAUACAGUCUGCACAAAGCUUUACAUAUUCAGUGACCCGUCACGGUCCGUUCUGUAUGGACUUAACGUUGGUCGUCCAGUCGAACUCAUGAUGUCUCCUCGACUAGCAUUGCUUAGUAUGGUUUUCUUAACAGUGACUAGUGAGCUCAUCUCCGACAGCGGCUGGACUCCUAUAUCAAGAGAAAAGGUUGUUAAUCCGAGAAAUUUCAUUAAAACACAAGUUUUCGCGAAUUCCCAAGCAGAGUGGCAUACUGACGCGGACUCAGCAUUUACUGGCGAGACUAUUAAAUCACCUGAUGACCGUGAAAUAUAUGAAGACUUUAAUAGAAAACUGGAUGUACUAAAAGAUAUAACGCCUCCUACAAACUGUGACGAAGGUCAGGACAAAGAAAUACCUGAUAAAUUAAACAUUAGAAGAACUGAAGCUCUCGCGAGGACAGCUAAGAAAAUUAACGAUCAAAAUUAUUCCAUUAAAGAAAAUCUUGUAGAAGUCUCUGACGCAAAUGAAGAAAAAUUUAAAAUUGACAAUAGCAGAGCAAGUAACGAUAAGUAUGAAGUGAUAGAAAACGUGGACGACGGCGUUACAGCAGACGAGGAUUAUCCCACACAUAAAAAAGUACUCCGGGACAAUCCGACAGAUGACUUCAUUAAGAUUCUAGCUAACUACAAUAUAAGAAGCAGUGAUAAGCUCCCAAAUUACGCUCUCUCCAGACAAAACAGUCGGAAUUCCAAUGAAUUUAUUUACAUGCCGAUCCGAAUACCAGAAGGUUACAACAGCCCCAAUCACGUGCUAGUAGACCCUCUGCUAGCAGUAUUUCUGUCUAACUAUGGUUAUUAUUUACCAGGCCUCUUUGGUGUCGCCGGUAACUACCGCAAUCUGUAUGGGUAUAUCGCUGCCAAUAAUAUUCAUAACAACAAGCCCUUUGGUUCUUAUAAAAUUUAUUCUGAUACAGAUUCUUUUCACUAAGGUCUGCGACGAAGUAUUUCAUUUAACUAACCUCUUCUUUGUUAUACUUUUUAUUUAAUUAGAUUAAUUUAUAAAUAUAAAAGCGAAUUAUAAUGUAAAUAUUCUAUAGAACAUACCAAUAAAAACUGUCAUGACAAAUUUCAUUACGAAUAGAAAGACUUGUGCAAAUUUAAACUUUAAAUCUGGCAACAGUUUCGAGUUCAUUCUAGUAUUUUAGCCCGGAUGAAAUUAUGUGCUAGUUAGGUCCUGGAUGCAUUCCAGUGUUCCUACGACUUGGCUACGUGCGUUCUUUCCUUAGAUUUACUUUCUUUAAAAGUGUUGUAUGCCACUUUCAGAUUAAGUUUGGGAAAUGUCUGCAAUUUAUGUCCGAAUCUUGUAUUUGAAAUGAUUUCCAACGAAUAAAACACUAAUUAUCCUAAUGUUAACUAAUAUAGAUUAAUAAUUAAUUUACAAUGUUUUUCGUUUGUAAAUAUUUCGGUUAUGUUGUUAUAAUUCAAAUUAAAUAACAAUAAGUAUUUAUUAACACACACAUUUUAUAACAAAAAGUAAACACGAUAAACGUUGCAACAUCUUUGAAGUAAUCAUCAUCAUCAUCAUCAUCAGCCCAUAUAUGU